Molecule: messenger RNA, 1663 nt
Organism: Hyalella azteca
Lineage: Eukaryota; Metazoa; Arthropoda; Malacostraca; Amphipoda; Hyalellidae
Exons: 6
Coding region: 46-825 (259 amino acids)
Source: RefSeq, a predicted model, not a curated record
GCUCACUGUUGAAGCGUACGGCAACGCGUGAGCACAUCGCAGAAAAUGACGUGGUUCAGUAGGGUAUUGCUGGCGCUGGUGGUGUGCGUGGGGUUCAGUAGGGCUCAGUUGGGGUUCAGUACGGGUUCAUGUCCCAUCUACCAGACCAGCGACUGGUUCAACACGCGCAAAAUUAGUCAGAUCGUGGCUGACGAUGGCUACCUUGUUGCGCUGUCGCUCGCCACGGAGCACGCGAGUCAGAAGUGCGCGCGCCUGCAGUUCUACGAAGGCUCUAGCUACGUGUACUCCUACGUGGAUGACGCGGGACGGCAGCAGGAGCGUCGGGGCACCUACAGGUCUGUCCCGUCAGGCUUCACCACCGCCGCUAGAAUAGAGCUGUCCGGCCUCACGCCUACCAUGCUGGGGGCUGAUGUGUUCGGUAACACGUACCUGUAUCCUAUAUACAAGGACGAGUCUGGCAUGGAAGUGUACGUCUCGUGUACGUCGUACGGACUCGUGCACUCCGAGCGUGUGUACGGGCUAGUGCCCACAAAGCCCGGCCAGCUUCGGACUGACAUCAACUCUGUGAUUACACAGCUCACUCUGAAGAGCAUCCCGCAGGCCAGCAGCCUCAGAGUUGUCAACCAGGAGUGCAACAAGAUAAACGUGACCGCAGAUACAAUCGGGUCGCAAAAUGCGGAUGCUGCUGUGGCAGACAAGACCAAUGUUACCGCGGACGCCGUCGUGGCAGAUUCUCUCGUGGCUCAAAAUGAAGUAGAAACCGUCACCGAGGUCGGGUCUGUCGCUUUGCCUGUUGAAACCGCUGCAAAUGCUACUUCAACUUAGGAGAAAUCGUUGGAAUAUCAAAUUAAGAAAAGGUAUGGAUGAUGCUACAAGUAUUCCAUGUAUAAGGAAAUUUAAAAAAAAGGCUUUGGCGCAUUCAGAUCAAAGUCUUGCAAAAAAAAAAUUCUCGUACAAAAUUAUUACUCUUUGGUAAACUCUACCCAAGAAAUUUGUUCAAGUUCUAGGUUCUCAACUUACAGUAUAUGCAACACCAAUUGAUAAAAAGUGGAUAACACUGCAAUUAUUUCCUUUCGUUCAUAUGCACAGGUUAAGUUCUGUGCUAAAAUUGGAAAUUUACAAUCAUGGAUGGAUUUAGAAAUCUGCUGCAGAAUAAUAUUUUGUUAUAUUGCGUUGUGAGUCAAAACACAUGCGAUAAGGUGAUUCAUGUCACGCCGUAGAUGCAUGAAUUUCGACAUGAUUCAAAAAAGCAUGCCAUGACUGGACUGCUAUUGUUAUAUGAGUUAACACUGACUUAUUUCUUACUUUGAAACUUUUCAUUUAUGUUAACUAGUUCAAACAAUUUUGAAAUUUUUCGUGCUUUUCGUCUUUAACAGAAAGUACUAAGAACUGCUGUAAAUUUAAAAUGUUUAAUGCUUCUUUUUCGAAGCAUUUUGAUACAAGACCUAUGAGCAGAAGUGAUCAAAUACAUUCUAUCCCAAAAAUUCGGUGAAUGCUGAAUACCUGUGAAAUUUAUAUUCUGAAUUCUGAAACAUAUAUGCAGAUUAAGCUAUUUAUAUAAACUAUCCAUAUUAUUUAUUAACCAUGAUUGUGAUAACUUUCUGCGUUAAGUUUGUCUGUCUACAUGGUGUUUUCAGUUAAUAAUAUACAAUUUUUACACGCA